GACGGUCGGACGGUAUCACACUGAAAAUAAUAAAAAUUCCAAACAAAAAUAAAAUUAACAGGUUAAAAGAAAUGGACGAUUCUGUUAUAGUGCUCGACGAUACGCAGCCCAGCGGGGAAAUCAUAGAAGUAGACAUGGAAGAUGGCGAGUUGGACGAUUCAGAAAUUGUGGUUGUGGCCGUGGCGGACACAAGCCCCUCCACCGAUAUGUUACCAACAACAGAUGACAAUCCGAGUCUACGAACUCAGGAGAACAACCAAAACGAUGGCUUGGUGUUCGAAGUAAAGUUUUGCAACAAGGAGCACUUUGCCAGUCUUCACCACAAAAUGUUGGAUGUAUUGGAAGCUGGUUUUGCGGGCCGUCACCUAGAUUACAGGACAAACGCAGAAGAGCUGGUAAUAGGCGCUUACGACGGAGGCGUUAAGAAACCGCAAUCGCCUUCAUCUCCGGAUCUGGACACUUCAAAUGACUUUAUGAUCGACACAUCGCCUACUCCGAAGCUGAUGGUCUCGCAGGUACCUUCUUACAAGCGCUCGAAUACAGAUGUACUCGACGAAGACACUGAAGCACGAAAGAAACUGAAGGCCGAGGCGGUAAACAAGUGUAUCCGACCCAAAAACCAGUCGGCCUGCUUUAACUGUGGCGAAACGGGCCAUUCGCUGCGAGAGUGCCCACAGCCACGCAACAAUGUGAGAAUUCAACGGGCCCGCAAGAAGAUCAGCUGUCGCAUGGAACGCUACCAUGUGGACCUUGAACAGAGGUUUGGACACCUUCGACCCGGGAAAAUCAGCACUAAGACCCGCCAUGCAAUGGGCUACAACCGCAACGAGUUGCCUUUCAUGUUCUAUCGGCUGCGCGUUCUGGGAUACCCGCCAGCCUGGCUCGAGGAUGCUCAGAUGCAGAGUUCCGGCAUUUCGAUCUUCAAUGCAGAUGGUACAGAGGUGUCGAAAUCAGAUGACGAAGAAGGGGUAGCGAAUACCUUUAAAUAUGACCUUAACAAAAUUGUGGAAUUCCCGGGAUUCAAUGUGGAACCCGGUGGCAGAUUCUUCGAUGACUUUCAACAUCACAAUGUGCCGCCCUUCCAGAAGAGCCAGCUAAAGGAAAACUUUAUUAAAUCCCUGGGGGAGAAUAUAAGCAAAGGCUACAGACGCAAGAAGCUGUUGGACCUGCCAGCUCCGCAUGACUCGAGUCCUACUACGACCGAGAAAACCAACUUCGUCGAGUAUGACAUGGAUGUGGAGGAAGCAGAAGCAGAGGAAUCAGGCCAUCCUCCACUACCAGCCUCUGAGCCCAACAGCAUAAGUCUACCUCCACCCCCAUCGCCGCUGCAAGAGAAAAAGGAAGCACGCUCCCAAUCACCAUCAAUAGAAGUCUUGAAGGCGCAGCAGGAGAAACUGCUGUUGCAGUUGGAGAGCAACACCUCGUUGGACACAAGCAGUAUAACAGCGGACGAAUCCAUAUCUCAGACAACAUUGACGCAAACACAGUCGGCGCCCACCACGCCUAGCGGGGCAAGAGACUUGGCCUCACGGCAGUUCAAGGCUACCUUCGAGGGGACGCCCAUCCUCAAGUUCUCUGAGUUCAACCAGCUGCCAGUCGACAGUAACUUCAGGGUGGGCGUGAGCGAUGUCAUCCACUUUGAUAAUCUGCCCGAUUCGACGGGCAAGUACGAGCAAAUGAAGGACCUGCUGAAGAACGUGCGGGAAAAGAUGGUGAAACUGCAGAACGAGGAUUAAUGCAUACAUCCCAACAAAUUUUUCAUAUUUAAAUGCCCGUAGUGUUUAAGUUUUUAACAAUUUAGUUUGCCAAUACACGAGUCAAUGUAA
Molecule: messenger RNA, 1826 nt
Organism: Drosophila miranda
Lineage: Eukaryota; Metazoa; Arthropoda; Insecta; Diptera; Drosophilidae
Product: zinc finger CCHC domain-containing protein 8 homolog
Exons: 4
Coding region: 72-1736 (554 amino acids)
Cellular component (GO): catalytic step 2 spliceosome
Molecular function (GO): zinc ion binding; RNA binding
Source: RefSeq, a predicted model, not a curated record